AGCGUUUCGAACUCUCGAUCCCCGGUCAUUCGAUAAAUAGCAUUUUGAAACUGUGGACCUACAAAGGAUUGACAUUUGUUUUUAAUUUCCUUUUGCCAACAGUUUGCCGUAGUUUACCCCGGGGAGCAGACCAACUUUUUAAAAGACUAUUUAAAUAGAAAAGAGCGAGACAAUGCUUUACCUGGAGGAUUAUCUUGAGAUGAUCGAGCAUCUGCCCGAGGAGUUGAGGCGCAGAUUUACAGAAAUGAGGGAGUUAGAUUUACAAGUUCAAAAUGCAAUGGACAGCCUUGAAAAGCGUGUCAGAUUCUUCUUUUCAAAUGCCAAAAAGAUGAAACCGGCUGAGAAAGAGGCCGAGUUCGAAGCCAUAAGAAAAGACUACUAUAAGCCGUUAGAAGAUUCAGAUGAGAAAGUGAAAUUGGCCAGCAAGAUGUACGACAUAGUAGCAAGAUACCUUAAAAGACUGGAUCAAGAAACUCUCAAAUUCAAAUUGGAGCUUGAAGCCGAUCACAUUGGAAUAACUGAAAUAUUAGAAAAAAGAUCACACGAAAUGGACACGCCUACUACAAAUUCAAGCCAGAAAGAAAAUCGAUAUAAUUUCCCAAAUCAGAGGAGCCACCACAAUGAAUUUAAUAUCAAAAAAAGACGUGAUUCAAACACCAGUGACGGACACAACAAAAGGUUGGCCGUCAAUUCUUCAGACAGGGUGAUCACCGAGUUGAGGGUCAAUAUGAACAAUCCUUCAGUCGGACCUGUAGCACCACCGCCGCAGCCAACUGUGGCUUAUACGCUCGGCCACCACAUCGGAGCCGGAGGGACCGCAAUUGCAGCAGCAGCCUCCCAAGCCAUUGUUGCAACCCAACAGAUGCAGCAAGGUAGGCGGACAGCAAGUCUAAAAGCCUCGUAUGAAGCAAUACACUCGGGAAGCAGUGCAAACGCAGGCGGAAGCGCAGUCGGAUCGUCAGCACAGGAGAUUAGCAUAAGCAAAGAGCUUGCUGGUGCAGCACAGACUGCGAUCGCCGCCAUACAAGACAAUCAUAAAAAACAUAAAAAAAAAUCUAGUUUAGGCCCUGGUACGGGAACUCCACCAGUAGCGUCACCGGCUUCAUUGCCGUCACCACAAGAAGCACCACAGACAGCGCAGAGUAGCGAUAAGGCUGAUACAUACGACCCGAAUGAACCUCGAUACUGCAUCUGUAACGAAGUGGCUUUUGGAAUGAUGGUCGCUUGUGACAACAAAUCGUGCCCCUAUGAAUGGUACCACUAUCCUUGUGUUGGGAUAACAGAAAAGCCCAAAGGGAAAUGGUAUUGCCCACACUGCACUGCGGUUAUGAAGAAAAACAGGACGAAAAAAAAUUAGAAAGUGAUAUUGAAAAAAAUAAAAAUAAUUACCUACA
This is a messenger RNA of Cimex lectularius (bed bug), 1394 nucleotides long. Its product is annotated as inhibitor of growth protein 3-like. Bases 173 to 1357 code for a protein of 394 amino acids. Gene Ontology annotation, biological process: regulation of DNA-templated transcription. Lineage: Eukaryota; Metazoa; Arthropoda; Insecta; Hemiptera; Cimicidae. The record is from RefSeq and is a predicted model, not a curated record. Gene Ontology annotation, cellular component: NuA4 histone acetyltransferase complex. The transcript has 9 exons.